AUGGAAGAAGUGAGGCUCAGUGUCAUUCAGGAUGUGGCUGUGGGCUUCUUCUUGGUGGAAUGGCAGCUACAGGACCCUUUUCAGAAGAACCUGUACCAAGAUGUGAUGUUAGAAAAUUAUACCAACCUAAUAUUAGUGGGGUAUCAAGUUGCCAAAGCAGUUGCACUCUUCCAGUUGGAGCAAGGAAAACUAGGGAUAAUAGAGGAAGAAAUCCACAGUCAGAUUUAUUCAGGAGAGAAACACUAUGAUUGCAGUGGCUGUGGGAAAGCCUUUUCCUGGAAGUCAGACCUCAUUAAGCAUCAAAGAACACACACAGGAGAGAAACUCUAUGGAUGCAGCAGAUGUCAGAAGGCCUUCAGCCAGAGAAUCCAUACAGGACAGAAGAAGCCUUUUGAGUGUAAUACUUGUGUGAAAGCUUUCACUGAUAAGUCGUGCCUUAGUAAACAUCAAAGAACUCACACAGGAGAGAAGCACUUUGCGUAUCUUAUAUGUCAGAGAGGCGUCGGUGAUAAGUCCAAACUCACUUUACAUCAAAGAGCUCAUACAGGAGAGAAACCCUACAGUUUCAGCGAAUGUCACAAAAACGUUAGCAAUAACUCACAGCUCAUCAUUCUUCUGAGAGUUCACAUGGGAGAGAAACCCUGUGGUUGCAAUGAAUGUGGGAAAACAUUCCCUCUUAAGUUUAGCCUCAUUUUACAUCAAAAAACUCAUACAGGAGAAAAACCGUAUGGGUGCAAUGAAUGUGAGAAUGCCUUCGUCCAGAGAUCUGAGCUCAUUAGACAUCAAAGAACUUGCACAGGAGAGAAACCUUAUCAUUGCAAUGAAUGUGGAAAAGGCUUUAGUGUCAAGUCACUCCUCGAUACCCACUGGAGAACUCAUACAGGAGAGAAACCCUAUGGAUGCAAUGAAUGUGGAAAAAUGUUCUCCAUCAAGAGAAUCCAUACAGGAGGGAAACACUACAGAUGCAGUGAAUGCGGGAAAACCUUUCCCAUCAAGUUUAGCCUUGUUGUACAUCAGAAAACACAUACAGGAGAGAAGCCUCAUGAAUGCAGUGUCAGAAAUCUUUUGCCCAAAAGUCACACCUUAUACACCAAAGAACUCACACAGACUGUCAGCUGUCCAGGGAGCCCGCACCGGGCCCGCCCCCCAACUGGGCAGCCGCCACAAAGGCGCUCUGCAGCACCCCCAGCUGCCGGCCCGACCACGCAGGUUUCGAAGAAGUAUUUGAUCAUCAAACUCUCUGUUGCUUUAAACUUUGAAACCUGCAAUGACUGUUCUGCUCAGAGUUUGGACAAUGACAAAAGUCCUUGA
Cynocephalus volans (Philippine flying lemur) is the source of this 1311-nucleotide messenger RNA. RefSeq names its product zinc finger protein OZF-like. The record is from RefSeq and is a predicted model, not a curated record. The transcript has 7 exons. Lineage: Eukaryota; Metazoa; Chordata; Mammalia; Dermoptera; Cynocephalidae. Gene Ontology annotation, molecular function: RNA polymerase II cis-regulatory region sequence-specific DNA binding; DNA-binding transcription factor activity, RNA polymerase II-specific. Gene Ontology annotation, biological process: regulation of DNA-templated transcription. The coding region runs from base 1 to 1311 and encodes 436 amino acids.